GCACAGGCGGCGCUGAUCCAGGCCCAGGGGGAAGAUCACAGCCACAAGACUCCCAAACAAGCAGCUUCUGCUGAACUCUGGGUCUGGACACACCCCCAAAGCCUGAAAGUGAAAGCAGUUUGUGGGAGUGAGCGGUGGAGGGGGACAUGGCCGGCAGAGAGCAGGACCAGAGCUUAGCAGAGGAUCUCACUUGCCCCGUUUGCCUUGACCUGUUCCGGCAUCCGGUUUAUCUGUUGUGCGGCCACAACUUCUGCCGCUCGUGUAUCGCAGGGUUUUGGGAGAGGCAGGAGGCUCACUCCUGUCCGGAGUGUCGCCAGUUGUGUCCAGGAAGUGAGCUGAAGCCCAAUCGAGUUCUGGCCAGUCUGGCUGAAAAAGCUCGGAAUCUCAGUCUGGAUCCGAAACGGGGAGAAAGGAAACAUUAUUGUGAUGAUCAUCGGGAAGAGCUGAAGCUGUUUUGUGAGACGGAUGAGAAAUUGAUCUGUUUAAUGUGUCUGAUUUAUCCGGAGGAACAGAAUCACAAGUCACACAAUGUCAUGUCGAUAGACAAAGCUGCUGAGAUCUACAAGGAGAAACUGAAAUCAUAUUUCAAUUUGGUUCUCAAGAGAAAGGAUGCUGUUCUCCGAGCUGAAUUUGGACAAAAAGAGAAGAUUUCUGUCCUGAAAGAACAGGCGAGGAGUCUGCAGAACGAUAUCACGGCUGAGUUUGUUGAAAUGCACCAGUGCCUCAAUGACACAGAGCAGCGUGUCGUGCGAGAGCUCAGAGAACGAGAGGAGAAGAUUUUACACCAAAUGGAGGAAGCUUUUACAGCGUUUGAAGAGGAGAUAAAAUCUAUUGACCAAGAAUUAGCAACGUUACAGAGGCAAAUGGACGAACAGGACAUGGGCUCCUUUCUGAGGGAGGAAGUUUCUCGGAAGAUCAGUGUCAGUGAAGAAUGGAUAGAGCCAUCAGUGGUACAAGGAAAUCUGACUCUGGCAAUACCCAAAGGCCUCACAGUGUGGAGAGAAAUGAUCCACACAAUCAGCCUUGCUCCGGCCCGUCUGACUCUGGAUCCUGACACAGCCCAUCGCUGGCUUAUCCUGUCUAAGGAUCUGACCAGUGUGAGAUUCGGGGAAAAAAAUGAGCAGCAGCUCGGUAACAACUGGAAGAGGUUCAGUUACUAUCCCAUUGUCCUGGGAUCUGAGGGCUUCACAUCAGGGAGACAUUACUGGGAGGUGCAGGUGGGCAACAAGACUGAGUGGAUUGUGGGAUUGGCCACAGAGUCCAUUGACAGGAAGCAACAAAUCAAAUGGUCGCCAGAGGGUGGGGUCUGGACUGUGCGGUUGUGGUGUGGGGAUUAUGCGGCUCUGAACUCACCUCCCACUGUCCUGCCCAUGAGAGAGACCCGGGAAGGUCGGAGUUUACUUGGACUAUGAGAGCGGACAGGUGUCAUUUUACAAUGCUGACAACAUGUCUCAUCUCCACACUUUCAUGAACACUUUCACUGAGAGACUUUAUCCUCUCUUCUGUCCCUGGUAUAAUAAUGAUGGGGAAAACUCUGAGCCACUGACAAUCUGCUGGUCACAGGAUAAACCUGUCUCAGCCUGGCUCAGUCAGUAGCGCUCUGGCCUCUGAGUCUGAAGAUUGUGGGUUCAAUCCCCACGUCGGGGAUUUUAAGAUCAGUGACUCCAGUGCGGUCCAAUACGUUGGCACAUCAUCCCGACGUGAAAGGCACUAUACAAAUGUAAUCUUGUUGUUGUUGUUGCAGUCCUGGGGGAAGCUCUGCAUUGUCAGAGUUGCCCUCCUUUAGAUGGAGUGGACAUGAAAGAUCCCACGGUUCAAAGAGGGGAAGCGAGUUUCUCCCAGUGUUCUGGCCAACAAUCCCCCAAAUAAGAUUGGUCAUUUCCUUCAUGGCUGUUUGUGUGCAAUCAAGUGCUUUGGGAUAACCUCCUGACGUGAAAGCUCUUUAUAAGUGUAAAUUGUAUGACAGGAAUAAUAAUAAAAAUCCGUACAUUUGGAAAAGCAGCUUUCACUUUGGGAUGACAUCCCAGGAUACACUGCAAGGUGCAGUGACUGUGUGUUUUAUGGGUGAGCAAAACACAUUGUAUCAUAUUACUCUUAAUGUAAAAUCGUGUGAAGUUUUUUGAGACGUUUCGAUGAUGUGAUUUAGCCCGAAAUCAAAAACAGGGAUUAUUAUGGUCUGGGCGGGAACUUCGCAUAUACUUGAUGUAUCCGGGGGUGAAGUGGUUAAAUUUUACAGGCCGCUUAUCUGGAACAUGGGAAAUUUGGGUGGGUGUCAAUCUGCCGAGCUUGGCAGCGUGAUCUUGUCAGAAGUUUUCACCUUUACUUGACAAUGGCAUUGAGAGUAAAGUGAUAUGUUCAGCAAAGAUAUGGAAAUGUACAAACUGGAUACAUUUUGGGAUAAUUGCAAAUAAUUGUAAAGUGGAAAUUGCACAAAUGUACACUCUCUGCGCAUUACAUAAUUGUGCGAAUAAAGAACCGACCGGAGAAAUCA
Messenger RNA from Callorhinchus milii (elephant shark), 2491 nucleotides. Its product is annotated as zinc-binding protein A33-like. Bases 147 to 1412 code for a protein of 421 amino acids. The record is from RefSeq and is a predicted model, not a curated record. The transcript has 6 exons. Lineage: Eukaryota; Metazoa; Chordata; Chondrichthyes; Chimaeriformes; Callorhinchidae. Gene Ontology annotation, molecular function: protein binding; zinc ion binding.